Porites lobata is the source of this 3621-nucleotide messenger RNA. The record is from the annotation of a GenBank genome assembly. NCBI's taxonomy places the organism in Eukaryota, Metazoa, Cnidaria, Anthozoa, Scleractinia, Poritidae.
AAGCUAACAUGUCAGGAUUGUUUGCUCCGUUUUUUCUGUUUCUUAUCUUGUGUUCCUUCGCAAGCCAGAGAAAAUCCCCAAACAAUGUAAGUUGUAUAAUUUUAGCCUUGUCUCCGCUGUAUAAAAAUCUUUAAUUAGGAAAGAAAGCAACAAGAUGAAGUUCUCAGUCAUAGUAUCAGACGGUGACGUAUAACCGAUAAUUUUAAAAUCAACCUUGGCUAUUAAGUCCCACACUUUCCAUCUUCAGGUUUCUACAAGUAGAAAAAAACAAAACCACUGCGGAAGAAACUGGGGAGGCUGCUGCAAAUGCUGCAACGGUGAGCUGAUCGCGAUGAGAGAAUCCCCAAUUGUUUAAAAUCCCAUCGUUUUUGAGACUUGCGUCCCAGUUCGAAUUAUUUUGUUGGCUAAAACUAAAAACCAUAUCUUUUUUUUAUUGUAGGACGAGACGGAAGAGAUGGUAAGAACGGUACCGAAUUAGAAUAUAAGACCAUAAUUCUAAUCUCGAGAGUAAGGUCGUCAAGAUUCAAUUUUAAUCAAUACGCAGAGAAUGUCUUGGAAUUAAAAUCCUUUUCAAAAGCAACGACUAAAAGUUCAAAACUUAUCCUAAAACAAUGUUCUGACACGCCAAUUGCCCAAAAGUCGAUGAUAAAUAAGAGAACUUAGGUAGGUCAUUCAGAAGUAUUGAAAUUAUCAAGUAAAUACAAAAGUGACAAUAAUCGAGGAACCGAAAAGAAGCUGAAUGUCGCCUACCUUUACAAGACGUUUUCACGUGUUUUCAAUACUGAUUUCAGUUGCAGUCUAACCGGUCUAACGUGGACUUUUAAGUUGAUUUAAGAGGAAACUCUUCUCCUUACAGGUAAGUUAUAUAUUAGGCCGCAGUUUAAGUGACAGUCAAAGUGAUAAAAAAAAUUGUUAAUAAAUAAUGCCUCAAAGUUUCAUAGAUUCUUAUCAUAUAUAAUGAAGAGGCAUCAGUUGCUAUUACACACAUUGUUCCAUUUAAGGAAAGGAUGGCCGCGAUGGACGAGACGGCAUCUUUGGGUACGGAAUGAAGGUUGGUCUGUUCAUGGUGUAAUCACAAAGCUUCUUCCGUUUAUAAUCAUGAUCAUUUUACUGCUAUAAUCACUAUUAAUGCGCUAGUUCAUGUUUAAUUAACACUGAGAGCUACUCUCUCUUACAUUUCUCUGAAAACGCGGCAACAAUUAGAAGCUGUGCGCAAACUAGCUAUUUAUUGUUCAUGUUCUGCGUCAGUUCUUCGUCUUCGUUUUGCCUCUUCUCUUCUUAUCUGCUUGCAUAGGUACGUUGUAAAUCAUAUGAAAGUGUAAAUACCGAAUUUAUGUAACCAGAAAGGAAAAGCGGUUCUUUAGUCUUAUUGAACAACGAUGCGCUCUGGCAAACAGUUCUCAUUCCUUUCUGUUCCACUGGAAGCUAAAACUUAUUAACUUCGAGUCAUAUUUGAAUAUUUAAAUACUUUUGUUUCAUAUAUGAAACAAAAAAUCUCAUUAAAAUUUGGGUUAUUUUGACUUUAUUUCCUUCAUUUUGAGGGUGGGAAGGGAGAGCAAGGAAUAAAAGGAAACAACGGGAUGAAGGUUGGUUCCUACGUACUUACUCUGCCACGCAGAGUUUCUAAUCGUAAUCAUUUUACUGCUAGUUCGAAACUGAUUUGCAAUAUUCUUUUAUUAUUGUUUGGCACUGAGAGCUACUCUGGCUUACACUUCUCUCAGACUUUGAGCAAACUACCAGCCAUUUAUUGUUUAUGUUCUGCGUCAGUUCUUCGUCUUCGUUGCCUCUUCCCUUCUUAUCUGCUUGUAUGGGCACCUUGUAAAUCAUGUAAAAGUGUAGAUAAAAUGUGAACCGAAUUUGUGUAACCAGAAAAGAAAGCGAUUCUUUAGUCCUAUUGAACAACGAAGUGCUCUGGCAAACAGUUCUUGUUCCUUUCUGUUCCACUGGAAGCUAAAACUUAACUUCGAGUCAUAUUUGAAAAUUUGAAUUUUUUUUUUUCAUAAUUAAAUUUGGGUUAUUGUGACUUUACUCCCUUCAUUUUGAGGGUGAGAAGGGAGAGCAAGGAAUUAAAGGAAACGACGGGAUGAAGGUUAGUUCCUACGUACUGACUCUGCUUCGCUCGCCUUAUUUUUUCAAUAUUGCAGUAGUGAACAAACAAGGCAGAUGCAAUCACGAAAAAUAGGCUCAGCAAGGGUCCACAUUCCUGGAUUGUUUCCUCUUUUUGUUGAUUUUCAGGGACAAAAAGGGGAAAGCGGUUCUCCAGGAAAAAACGCCAGUGGGAAGAUUAGGUUUGGCGACACCGCUGAAAAUUGCACCAGGAGCAUCGCUGGCACUGUUCGUUAUAACACUACCCAGAAAACCUUGCAACUAUGCGAUGGAAGUGCCUGGCUGCCACUGGUGACUGCUGGGAAAGGUCUCACGUCAAAUAAUCCAGGCCGUCAUUGUUUGGAUAUUUUAAAUUCGGGUGAGUUUAAGGUCAGAAUAAGAGUUCACGUGCACGUUGAAAAUUGAAAAUUAAAAAUAUUUCCAUAAACGAACGGCGAAAACAAAUUACGGUUAAUUAAAGAAAAGUUUAUAGUUUACGCUUCUAUUUACGACUAUUUAUCACGAUAACUUUUUAUAGUCGAGGACGCACCUAGAUGAAAUUAAAUCACGAUAUUUUCACACUCUCAGAUAUAUAGAUUGUCUUCCUUUUUUUGAUUUAUGAUCAGGUCAGAGCCAGGGUAACGGGAUUUACUGGAUUGAUCCGAACGGCGGCUCAACAACUGACUCGUUCCAAGCUUUCUGCGACAUGCAAACUGAGCGAGGAGGUUGGACCCUAGUUGCCACAAAGGUCUCCUCAAGCUUCCUCUUCAUCAAGUCUGCUUUCUCACCAGUGGCCGCCAAAACUAAGAACACAGACGCCGCGAGUCAUAUCCAUCCAAGCAUGGGGCACUGGGACGAGAUCAUGUUCCGCUUUGCUGACGUUAAUACUAUCCGGGUUAUUUAUAACAGGAAGGCCGGUGCCCCAAACGUCAACAAGGCAGAAUUCGACAAGUUCUUGAUGGGGAAAAGUCUGGAAAGAAAAAACGACGUUUACGGAUUUUAUAAGUAUAGCCUAAGAGAUCCCAAAAGAAAUCCGAAAGGAGGGUAUCUUACCAUCAUAGGAUUGCACGUCAGCUCAAACAAUGGCAUCUCGGAAGGACACGGAGGCUCAGACAAGUGGCUGGACCUGUGGAAUCAUGUGGAUGGAAAUGGAAACAACUAUAUCUACUCUGAUAACAGCAAGGCAACAGGCACAAAGUGUAUCGGGGGCUACUGUUAUCUCAACAAGCCAGUCUGGGUGAUGGUGCGCUAAUUUAAAGAAACAUGUUUCAGUACACUGAAAAAAAAACUCAGUUAACUGUUAACAGAGCUGUUAAAGGCGUUAAAUUUGGUUUUGACACAGACUGGUGUUGGGACAAAGCAAAUGUUAGCCUAUACGUAAAUUUGUGCUAUGUAAAUCAUCAUUACGUCAGGUACCUUAUCGGAAUUUGUCAGUUUUUAAUAGAGCCGGUCUUGUAGUGAAAUUUAAAGGAGCGGAGAAGUCCUGGCUAUAACUGCUUCUAAAUAAACCUCACAAGCUUUGACAGUUAUGGAAGA